This is a messenger RNA of Solea senegalensis (Senegalese sole), 4614 nucleotides long. RefSeq names its product FERM domain containing 4A (gene frmd4a). The transcript has 24 exons. Gene Ontology annotation, cellular component: adherens junction; bicellular tight junction; cytoskeleton. Lineage: Eukaryota; Metazoa; Chordata; Actinopteri; Pleuronectiformes; Soleidae. The record is from RefSeq and is a predicted model, not a curated record. Gene Ontology annotation, biological process: establishment of epithelial cell polarity. The coding region runs from base 402 to 3701 and encodes 1099 amino acids.
CAGAGAGUGCAUAUGCAUCAGUGAGAAGGACGGAGGGAGAAGGAAGAGGAGGGUGAAGAGUCACACAGCUGUGCGGGACUGGGGAAGGAGGAGGACCAGCAGAGUUUGACCUUGAGGAGAAACCCGACUGCUGAGUCCCUGAGAAACAGAGGACAGAGGCGGGAGAGGAGGAAGCCACAGGUCUCCCUGUGGUUUACUUGUGGAGAUGACCCAAUUAUUAUCCAUCAGUGCUAAGUGGUAUCAAGAGGAACUUAAAGGCUAAUCAUAUCUACUUAUUCCCUGCUGGGUCUGCGUGUGGAUUUUACCCAUCAUGCCUCACCUGUGCGAAUAAGACUUGCUAAUAUUACCUCGUGGAUAUCCCAGUGAUAUCACCAGGUGCUGCUGCAGAGAACUUUGCAGGCAUGGAGGCCGUCUUGUUGUGUCUAGACGAGGCGGUAUGUACCCGGCAGGGUCUGCUGUGGACGCUCACCUCCACGGCCCUCAGACGCCUCUGUGUGCAUGCCAGACACCUUCCUGGACCCCUGCACCUGUUACACGCUCACAGGUGUGCUUCAAGGCCACUCUACCAGAUGACAGAGGGGAGGCGAUGUCAGGUCCACCUCCUCGAUGACAGGAAGCUGGAGCUCCUCGUACAGCCCAAGCUGAUGGCCAAGGACUUGCUGGACCUCGUGGCCUCUCACUUUAACCUCAAGGAGAAGGAGUACUUUGGAAUUGCAUACACGGACGAAACGGGCCAUUUCAGCUGGCUGCAGUUGGACCGCCGGGUGUUAGAACAUGAGUUUCCUAAGAAGUCUGGUCCCAUAGUCCUGUACUUUUGUGUCAGAUUCUACAUAGAGAGUAUAUCCUACCUGAAGGACAAUGCCACUAUCGAGCUCUUCUUUCUUAAUGCCAAGUCCAUCAUCUACAAGGAGCUUAUUGAAGUGGACAGUGACAUUGUCUUCGAAUUGGCUUCCUAUAUUCUACAAGAGGCUAAGGGUGAUUUCACCAGUAAUGAUGCAACCAGGUCUGACCUGAAAAAGCUGCCUGCUCUGCCCACCCAGGCCCUAAAGGAGCACCCGUCUCUGGCCUACUGUGAAGACCGGGUCAUAGAGCAUUACAAAAAGCUGAGCGGGCAGUCCAGAGGCCAAGCUAUUGUGAAUUAUAUGAGCAUUGUGGAGUCUCUGCCCACAUAUGGAGUACAUUACUAUGCUGUUAAGGACAAGCAGGGGAUCCCGUGGUGGCUGGGUCUGAGCUAUAAAGGCAUCUUUCAGUAUGACCACCAGGACAAGGUCAAGCCCAGGAAGGUGUUUCAAUGGCGUCAGUUGGAGAACCUGUAUUUCAGAGAGAAGAAGUUUUCAGUGGAAGUUCACGACCCCAGGAGGGCGUCGGUGACGAGAAGGACGUUUGGCCACAGCGGCAUUGCUGUGCACACCUGGUACGCCUGUCCCGCCCUCAUCAAGUCCAUCUGGGCCAUGGCCAUCAGCCAACACCAGUUCUACCUGGACCGCAAGCAAAGCAAGUCAAAAAUCCAUGCUGCGAGGAGUUUGAGCGAGAUUGCGAUCGACCUGACGGAAACGGGAACGCUGAAGACCUCCAAACUAGCCAACAUGGGCAGCAAGGGCAAAAUUAUCAGCGGGAGCAGUGGCAGUCUGCUGUCCUCAGGCUCUCAGGAAUCAGACAGCUCACAGACGGCCAAGAAAGACAUGCUGGCAGCGCUGAGGGCCCGGCAGGAAGCUCUGGAGGAAACGCUAAGACAGCGACUAGAGGAACUAAAGAGCAUCUGCAUCAGAGAAGCUGAGCUGACAGGAAAGCUUCCUAAAGAAUAUCCUCUGGAUCCAGGAGAGGAGCCACCGACAGUGAGGCGAAAGAUUGGUACUGCCUUUAAACUGGACGAGCAGAAAAUUCUUCCUAAGGGAGAGGAAGAGGAGCUGGAGAGGUUGGAGCGGGAGUUUGCCAUUCAGUCCCAGAUUACAGAGGCGGCCCGCCGUCUGGCCAGUGAUCCUCACGUCAGCAGUAAGAAGCUGAAGAAGCAGAGGAAAACGUCUUAUCUCAACGCACUGAAGAAGCUGCAGGAAAUUGAGAACUCCAUCAACGAGUAUCGGGUCCGCUCUGGCAAGAAGCCUACGCAGAGAGCAUCGCUUAUCAUAGAAGAAGCCAAUAUUGGUUCUGAAGACAGCUCCCUGUCUGACGCGCUGGUUCUGGACGAUGAUGACCCUCAAGUCACAGGAACGCCCACGUUCUCCCCAGUAGCAUCACCUCACAAGGGCCUGCCUCCUCGGCCCCCAUCUCACAGUCGGCCCCCUCCGCCGCAGUCCCUGGACGGCCUGCGACACCUGCACUACACGCGCUCCGACUACGACAAAUCGCCCAUCAAACCCAAGAUGUGGAGCGAGUCGUCACUGGACGAGCCCUAUGAAAAAGUCAAGAAACGCUCCUCUCACUCCAGUCACAGGCGGUUCCCAAGCUCUGGCAGUGCAGAAGCAGGAGGCAGUAACUCUCUGCAGAGCAGCCCCAUCAGGAGCCUCCCUCACUGGAACUCUCAGUCCAGUAUGCCCUCCACCCCGGACCUCAGGUCCAGGACACCACACUAUGUACAUUCUACCAGGUCAGUGGACAUCAGUCCGACACGUCUGCACAGUCUCGCUCAGCACUUUAGGAACCGCAGCUCCAGCCUGGAGUCCCAGGGGAAGCUGCUCACGUCCGACCCAGAAACACACCAGCACACGCUGGGAACACUGGGCAGUCCUGACUUCUUCCUGGGACCGGGACGCAGCUCCAAUGGCUCUGACCCACUGGACGACUGUUCAUCCUGCACCAGCCAAAGCAGCUCAGAGCAUUACUACCCCUCUGGGGGACCUCCCAGCAACAACCCCAACUACUCUACCCUGGGAGAGGAUUCACCCUCUAAAGCCAGGCAGAGGCAGAGGCAACGACACAGGUCUGCAGGUCACCUAGGUUCCUCUAACUCCGGCUCCAUGCCAAACCUGGCAGCUAAAAACGGCUCUGGUGGAAGCACAGGUGGAGGCAGCAUCGGCGGGGGACACCAUGGAGUUUACCUCAGCAGCCAGAGCCAGCCUUCAUCCCAGUACCGCAUCAAGGAGUACCCGCUGUAUGUCGAGGGCAGCCCCAACCCCGUGGUGGUGCGCAGCUUGGAAAGCGACCAGGAGGGACACUACAGCGUCAAGGCCCAGUUCAAGACAUCCAGCUCCUACACGGCCGGGGGACUGUACAAGGAGGCCUGGGGGGGGGAGGAGGGCGGGGAGGGGAGCGGCCGACUCACGCCGUCGCGCUCUCAGAUCGUACGGACUCCAUCACUGGGGCGAGACGGUAGUGGAGGAGGGGGGAGGGCAGCGGUGUCUGAGGAGCUGCGGUGCUGGUACCAGAGGUCCUCGGGGAGCCUGAAGGAAAGGAGUCAUUCACAUUCGGGGUCCACCUCCUCUGAGACGGGGUCACAGCAAGGCACUCUGGGACCUGGACGAGGCAUCAGAGUGGGGACACUCGCCAAAGGCUCACCAGCUGCGUCCCCUCACAGCCAGAGGAGUAUGACGCCCUCCAAUGAACACGCGGCCACGCCCACGCCUCCCUGUAGCCCACAGCACAUCCUCAACUGGCAGAGCGGGUCUUUCAGUGACAGCUGUUUUCUCAGCAGCCCUCUGUGUGCAGAGCUGGCAGACGUGCAGUGGUACGGACACGACAAGGCCAAACCUGGAACCCUGGUCUGAGACCGUCCUUCCAGAAACGUCCCAUCGCCCUCCCUCCACUGUCCCUCACUACUACCCGUCGACAACCAACAACCUCAUCCUUAAAACCCUACAAAAUCCUGCUCCGACCCAACGACCCGAGCAGACUAGACAUGAGCCUUCCUCCUCCUCCUCCUCCUCCUCCUCCCUUCAUUCAUCCUGUCCUUCAUCCAUUUCACAGGGACACGGCGUUUGAUAAGGGCCGGUUUUUACAUGACAGACUGGACUGAGCAGAGUCACCUCAGUGUUUGAACAGAGAGAGAGAGUGAGAGAGCACAGAACACAUCACUGAAACUCAACAAAGCCAGGAUUCCCUAUCAUUUUAUCUCAUCUUUGCUCCUGCAACUUUACCAACUGUAACGCACUGCCACCAAAUCAGGACGUGAUUUGAGCCACCGCUUUAUUGACAGACCGCUCACAGAACUCUUACUGGUCUUCAUCCAUUUUUAUUUCUUCCCUAAACUAACUAAAUAAUCUGGAUUAACGAACACUACACUACAUUCAACCAGUUUUCAGUUUUAACCCACAACCAAAGACUGACACCAGGUGGUGGUGGUGGUGGUGGUGGUGGGCGGGGCCAGACUGUAUGAUGGUGGACUGAAACGACAACACCGGGACGGGUGUCUGUGACUCUGUGUAGACUUAUCGAUGAGGACUAAAGCAAUAACAAACUUAUGAAACACAAGUACAUGAACGCGUUUGGAGUGAAGCGGCCGCUUAUAACCACGUUCUCUGCCUUGUGAUGCUGGGAGUGAAAAAAAAAACAACAUCAGUGCAUCUCAGGGUGAAUGUGGAUGUUCUGGGUUUUAGUCCGUGCUCAUUUUUGUUUCUUCUCAUUGGUCUUUGUAAGAUUUCUGUCAUCAUGGUGAAGGUUCACACACACACACACACACAC